Molecule: messenger RNA, 270 nt
Organism: Xylaria bambusicola
Lineage: Eukaryota; Fungi; Ascomycota; Sordariomycetes; Xylariales; Xylariaceae
Exons: 3
Coding region: 1-270 (89 amino acids)
Source: RefSeq, a predicted model, not a curated record
AUGGAAGAAAACCGAGGAUACACAAUCAAAAGCGAAGGCAUCAAUCGCCAGGGCAACUACUACUGUGCCUAUGACUGUGGCCCAGACGCUCCUAACCAGAACGCCUACUUUUAUCAUAAUCUUGACGGCUCGCGCUUCUACAAGAAUCCCGACGGCAGCUCGUACUUCGCCAAUAGCCGCGGCCGAGAGAUGUAUGUCGCGCCCGAUGGCGACAAGUACAUGGCUUUCAAUGGUGGACCUUGGCAGCCUGUGUCUAAGAAUGAGAGAUGA